Molecule: messenger RNA, 1954 nt
Organism: Cutaneotrichosporon oleaginosum
Lineage: Eukaryota; Fungi; Basidiomycota; Tremellomycetes; Trichosporonales; Trichosporonaceae
Biological process (GO): transmembrane transport
Cellular component (GO): plasma membrane
Molecular function (GO): transmembrane transporter activity
Source: RefSeq, a predicted model, not a curated record
CCAUGCAAUGCAUGCACCAUGGGCCAUGCAGCGAUGCAUACUUGUGCUACUACUCCUCCUCCUCCUACUGAUCCAGUCGUCUUGGAAACGGCAGAAGGAUCAGCCGCGGAUCCCCACCCACCCCGCACCAUCCAUCCUUCAACUAUAUAACUCUGACUCUGACGUGUCCUACCUUUCCUCCAUCCCCUCUUCCCCUCUCCCCCUCCUCACCCUCCCCUCUUGGUCUCACACACCAUGUCGACCAACGUAAACGAGCAUGUCGACGACGAGCACAUCCCCGGCACAGAAGUGAUGCGCGACCAUGACGGCAUGGUCCUCCGCCGUGCCCACGGCGGCAAGGGUCAAGUCCUUGUCCCACAGCCCAGCAACGACCCCCACGACCCCCUCAACUGGCACUGGAAGUGGAAGGCCGCCGCAGCAUGGACACAAGUCCUCUUCGUCAUCUUCACCGUGUGCUCGGCGCUCAGCAUGGCGCCCAUGAACGGGCUUGCCGGUCAAGAGUGGCCUAAUGAGAACGAGGAGCGCAUCGGUCUCUUAACGGGCGGCACCAUCCUCUCUCUCGGCUACGCAAACUUCUUCAUCGUGCCCUGCAGCAACAUUUUCGGGCGCCGCAUCACCAGUAUCGUCUGCAGCGUGCUUACCAUUGGCUUUGCUGUGUGGGAGGCUGUUGCCAAGAGCUACGGCUCCUUUCUCGCGUCGCGCAUUCUGACCGGCGUCCCGACCGCGAUCAACGAGACGAUGAUGGUUCAGGUCAUCGCCGACAUGUUCUUCAUCCACGAGCGUGGCCGCUGGAUGGGCGUCUACUUCAAGGCCUACUUCUUCGGCCUGUUCAUCGGUCCCAUUAUGAGCGGCAACAUGGCGCAGCUGUACGGCUGGCGCACCUUCUGGUGGCUCUGUGUCGCUUUCGGCGUCUUCAACACCAUCAACCUUAUCUUCGUCUUCCCCGAGACUCGCUUCCGCCGCGAGCAGGCCCCGCAGAACGCGACCGUGCUCAGCGCCAGCGAGAAGCACACCCACGGGCAACUGCACCUUGAACACGAGGGCGGCGACGGCAGCGGGAGCACCACCGGCAGCGGACACGACACGCCCCCCACCGUUCCCACUGACGUCGAGGCCGCCGGCGACGCCGCUGUCACUGGCCACGGUCGCCCGUCCAAGCAGCAGUGGAAGCUGUGGCAGCCGAUCAACCCCGACUGGCGCCGCACGAUUGUCAAGGACGUGUUCUCGCCGUGGCUCAAGUUCUUCAACCCCAUCAUUCUCUGGGCCGGCUGCACAAUGUACGGUUGUGCGAACGUGCUCCUUUUCUUCAACCUCACCCAGCAGACCCUCUCGGGCCCGCCCUGGAACUUCUCGCCCUCGGCGAUGGGAUACGCCAACUUCGCCUUUGUUGUCGGUGGCCUUAUCGGCCUCUCGACCGCUGGCCCGCUGUGCGACUACGUCGCCAAGGCCAUGACCGUGCGGAACAACGGCAUCCGCGAGGCCGAGUUCCGCCUCAUCGCUCUCAUCCCAUUCGUCAUCAUCGCGGCCAUUGGCAUCGUCGUCGGCGGUCUCGGCCUCGAGCGCGGCUGGGGAUGGCCCGUCAUCCUCUGUGUCGGGUACGGCGCCACCGGCAUCACCGUGACCAGUAUCCCGACCAUUGCCGUCGCGUACGCGGUCGACAGCUACACCGCCAUUGCGGGCGACAUCAUGGUCGUCGCAACAGUCAUCAAGAACACCACGGGCUUUGGCAUGAGCUACUGGGUCUUCUCGCUAGUUGCGUCCAAGGGCCUCUUUACUUGCGCCAUGGUCCAGUUCGCCACGUGCAUCGGCCCCGCCGUCCUCGCGCUUCCGAUGUACUUCUUCGGCAAGCGCAUCCGCCGCUGGACGCGCAACUCGUCGUACCACAAGGAGGAGUAGGGGUGGGGUGAGAGGGUUGAGGCGGCUUUUGUGUGGUGCGGGAACGGAGAAUGGAAAA